AUGGUCAUGCCUCGACGAUACAUCCGCAUAUUUGUAACCUGGUUAAGGCUCAUUGUCAAGAAGACUGCACUUCGCUCAUACAAAAUUCUCUCUAUCCUCCUGCGAAUUAUCCGGCGUUGGCAAGAUGUCAUGAACAAAAAGAGAGAGAACUUGUCAAGAGCGGGGUUCAGCGUCGAACACUCACCUAAUCGAACAAGAGCAGUUGCCGCACGUUUAUAUCGUGAGGGGUACCAAUCUGAAACUGACGAAACAAAUAUCGUGGCUCUGAGCCCCAUCACACCCGCGGAGAUUAGGCGAUGCGACGAGCCGGAUGUAAAGGGUACACCAGGGAUUAUAUAUGACCUCGAGGUUGGGGGAGGCCCUUUCGACAAUCCAGAGGCGGCAAAAAGUUUGGCUACUACUUUGUUGAUCAUGACAGACGUCAUUUUCUGGUUCAAAAGCCGUACAUAUCGUGGAGACAAAGCUACGCCGGAUGUAGAACGCAAACACCAUGUCAGGUAUGCACUAGAAUCACAGUACUGGUCUGUAUGGCCUCACGGAACACAUUUGUUUCCAAACAAACGAGGCUCUCUUCAGGAGGCUGCUGUUGUGACUUAA
Suillus subalutaceus is the source of this 597-nucleotide messenger RNA. RefSeq lists its product as uncharacterized. The record is from RefSeq and is a predicted model, not a curated record. NCBI's taxonomy places the organism in Eukaryota, Fungi, Basidiomycota, Agaricomycetes, Boletales, Suillaceae. The transcript has 6 exons. The coding region runs from base 1 to 597 and encodes 198 amino acids.